Messenger RNA from Anguilla anguilla (European eel), 3269 nucleotides. It is a transcript of the gene adad1, whose product is annotated as adenosine deaminase domain containing 1 (testis-specific). Lineage: Eukaryota; Metazoa; Chordata; Actinopteri; Anguilliformes; Anguillidae. The record is from RefSeq and is a predicted model, not a curated record. Gene Ontology annotation, cellular component: nucleolus; cytoplasm. The coding region runs from base 1002 to 2747 and encodes 581 amino acids. Gene Ontology annotation, molecular function: double-stranded RNA adenosine deaminase activity; double-stranded RNA binding; tRNA-specific adenosine deaminase activity. Gene Ontology annotation, biological process: adenosine to inosine editing; RNA processing. The transcript has 12 exons.
GCUAGCCGCCGCAUCCUGUGUAUAGUUUGUGUGUAUGUAUAAUACUUCCUGGUUUUAUGCACAGUUAUUGUAGGACUGGACUGUGAGACAGCCAGUUAGACUUUAGCUGUUACAUGUGUUUGGCAGAUUGAAAUAUGGGCGACAGCCCACACUUCAUCAUCAGCUCUCUAGAUCCUGUGCUUGUUGUAAAACACCACCUGCAUCAGCUACAGUGCUCAUGCAGUUGUUUUGUCCCAAAUUGCAUUCAUGGCUCAGAACAAAAUUGAAAUUUCCGGAUCGGGACAGGGAAUUUUCAACUGGCUUACCAUGCUGGCUCUGCAAGUGGAGCCUAAAUUUCGCACAAACCUUUUUUUUUUUGCACGAACAUUUUGCACGAUUUUUUAAAUUUAUUUUUGCAUCUGUUUGCAUUAUUUGUAAUGAGCCUGCAAACUAUUACCUAAUAGUAAAUGUUUUUUUGUAUUCAUUUUUGUUCGUUGUGUGCCUAAGAAAAUUUUGUUGAGUAGGCCUACAGACUUUCGAAUUUUAACAACUUCCGGUUUCUCUCAUAAAAAAACAUUUUUGGAUUAGCAAUUAAUAACGUUAACUCUGUAAUCUGGUCACAUCCUUCCCCCGUAAAAUCAUAAUGUACUUCAUAAUAUCAUGAAGAAUGAAUUAUAGACCUACGUUUAAAUGUUCACUUCAGAGGCUACUUAGUUGGGUAUUUAAUCUGUUUGUUAAUUUAACUUUGACAAGCUUCGUCAUAUCUGAAUGCUUUUUUUUCUUCUUCUUCUUUUGUAAAUGUAGCCUUAUUACUUGUUUAAGCUCAAAAUGAUCUGCUGUUCGGUGACUAAUAAUUCGUUUAUUCGGCUAGGCAAGUCACGGGUCACAGAAAUCCGCCUCUGACUUCUGCAAUUCCUUCCUUCUCAUCCUGACCUGACUAUAGCUAGUGACUGCAAGUUUGCUGUUGGCAAUCCAAUAAGGUAACGCUGUUGGCUACAGUAUUUCUCAAUUAUUUAAACAGAAUGCUUGGAUGUUGUCAAAAGUAUUUGUGUGUACAAAUGAUGGGUCGAGGGGUACCAUACCGUGAUUCCAGGGGAGCAAGUUUUUCCGAGAUCCUGAAGAAGAACGCUGCUUCCCUGCCCGGUGUGAACCUGUCCUACCUGCCCAUGUCCACGGAGGACGUCAACAACAACCUGCUGCUGCAUCCUGCAAACAGCAGCCCCAAACCUAAAACAGGUUGUAAAUCUACUAAGAGCAUCCCAUCCGAACUGAUCAAAAGAUAUCAGCGGGGCGAGACUCACGCUGUGUCAGCCCUCUAUCAGCUUUCUCAGGUACUGCAAUUUCAGCUAGAGUUGAAGGAAACUGUGACCACAGGUAACAUCCAGGGGUUCUAUUUCGCAUUCUGCGCUGUGAUCGAUGGCGUGGAGUACAAGACCGGGAUGGGACAGACCAAGAAGGAGGCCCGUGCCAAAGCGGCGCAGCUCGCCCUGGAGGACCUGCUACCCACCCUGGGGUCGCAGACUAUGCUACCUGACGCGUCAGAGGGUCCUCCUCCACUGCCUGCGAAAGAGAAGGAAUGUGCCGUGGCAGACUUCCACCCUGGGAGAGCAACCUGUGAGAGGAAGAGUACCUUCAACACACAGAUCCCAAAGGCUGUGAAGGAAGCUUACAGCAAGCUAUUGGAAGUGUGCCCCGAAUUCUUCUCCAGUGGGGGUACUUUGGCGGCUUUUGUCACUCAAUCACCUGCGGGGUGCGAAGUGGUUGCCAUGGGAACAGGGGAUUUCAAUACCAAAGAGACUGUCACAUCCAACGGACGGACCCUCCAUGAUUCCCAUGCUGUGGUGACUGCACGCCGAUCCCUGAUGCGGUACCUGUUCAGACACCUCCUGCUGUUCUUCAGUAAGAAUCGCGCCCUGGUAGAGAAGUCAAUUUUCCAACAGGAUGAGACCACCAAACUACUGAGCCUGAAGAGUCACAUUUCACUUCACCUAUACCUGAACCAACUUCCUAAAGGUGCCGCCCAGAUCCCCUCUCACCUCCGGCUGAACCCUCUGUCCAUCGCGGCCUGGGAGGUGAACAACCAGAUCGGCUUGCACGUCACCAUCCAGGGCAAGGUCUUCUCCGUCUUCUCCUCGACCUUUGAUCAGACCGCCACCAAAGUGGUGAGCAUGUCGGCCAGCGACAAGCUGACCCAGUGGCAGGUGCUGGGCUUCCAGGGAGCCCUCCUCAGCCAUUUCAUCGAGCCCAUUUACGUCAGCACCAUUCUCGUAGGCGAUGCGUCCUGUAGUGACGUGCGUGGGGUGGAGAUUGCAGUAAGUCAGCGUGUGGAAGGCAUCACGUCCCGCCUGCCUAUUUUCUACUGCGUGUACCGGCCACUGAUCAGCCUGGUGCCCGCUGUCUGCCCCGAGAGCUCCACCUCGUCCUCCACAGGUUCUGCCCACCGCGCCCUCGCCAUCAACUGGUGCCAAGGAGACGUGUCCCUGGAGGCCGUGGAUGGGCUGGAGGGCCGGUCCGUCGAGGACUCUCCGUUUAAGAGUGGCCCCGCCUUGGCCAGCCGUCUGUGCAAAGCCGCUAUGCUGAGCCGCUUCAACCUGGUAGCACAAGAAGCUCAGAGGCCCGACCUGCUGGCUGCUGUGUCUUACAGAGAGGCUAAGAUGAUGGCAAAGCCAUACCAGGAGGCCAAGAACGUGCUCAAGUCCUACCUCUCACAGAAGGGCUAUGGCUCUUGGCCAGUCAAAUCCCCAGUCAGUGACCACUUCUGCAUGUGAGGGGAUCGCAACUACAGAGUGCCUGCUGUCUUGUUAGACUGGUCAGAUCAGCAGAAACGUUAAACCUGCAGACGCUGCAGCCCCAUCUGGGCUGGAGUUGGAUAAACGCAAUUUGUAACAGUCCUGUCAUUUAACAAAAAUUUGUGACUCUGGCAUGUGACCAGCUUAUGUAUUGCAUGUGAACUGAAUUGCUGUUGGAAUCACACCUGGAUCAAGUAUUUGUUUGAAAUAAUUUAACUCUGGUUUAAAAACACCAUUGAAUGAUAACGAGUUUUGGUGUGAUUAUUGGGGAAAAUAGAUGUUUUCUUUUAAAAUGGUCAGUAAUCCUCUGAAAUUGUUUCCAUUGGUUAAAGUAUUUCAGAUAUGCAUUUGAUCCAGGUGUGGUUUUGAUAGACUCGAGAUUCUUCUGUUCUGUUCGGUCCGUGUCAGUCCCCGACAGAGACCGCUGUGAGAGAAGCCAAAAAUCAAGGUUAUGAAACUGUGUUCUGAGUUCAUGCUGUUAUUUUUAUAAAACGCUUAUGU